AUGAAUAAGGGAAAUGACAGCUCAGUGACUGAAUUUCUCUUGCUGGGCUUUUCUGUCUUUGGAAAGAAACCAACUCUACUUUUCCUAGGUUUCUCUCUUAUAUAUGGCACUAUCCUGGUCUUCAACCUCACCAUCAUGUCUGUCAUCCUGUUUGACCGGACUUUACACAGCCCCAUGUACUUUCUACUCUUUGCAUUCUCCGCAUCAGAAACCUGCACUACAUUUAUCACCAUCCCUAAGUUGUUGGUGACCCUGGUGACAGGCAGUCAAUCCAUUUCCUUUGAUGAGUGUGCCGUGCAGAUGUUUUUCAUUUCUGUAUUUGGAGCGAACAACUGUUUCCUGCUUGCUGCUAUGGCUUAUGACCGAUAUGUGGCUAUAUGCUGCCCACUUCAGUACCAGGUGCUGAUGAACAAAAGAAUUUGUACCCAAAUGGUAGCUGCUUCAUGUGUAACUGGAUGUAUCAUAGCACUGAGCAUUAAUACUCUCAUUUUCAGGUUACCCUUCUGUGGGUCAAACGGAAUCAGGCAUUUCUUUUGUGAUUUCCUACCUGUGCUUAGGCUGGCUUGCAUUGAUGAAUCGGUCUUGCACCUGACUAAUAUUGCAAUCAUUAUUUUGUGUGCCAUUGUUUUGCUGGGCACAGUCAUGGUGAUGUUUGUCUCAUACCUUUACAUCAUUUCUGCCAUCCUAAGGAUCCCCUCCAGUGUAGGAAGGCAGAAAGCCUUCUCCACAUGUGCCUCCCACCUCACAGUGGUGAUAACACACUUUGGGUGUGCAUCCUUUGUGUAUUUGAGACCCAAGUCUUCCUCAUCGCUAGAUCAGGACACAUUGAUCUCAGUGACUUAUGUCUUUCUAACCCCUCUACUGAACCCUGUGAUUUAUACCUUAAGAAACAGGGAGGUUAGAAUAGCCAUAAAGAAAUUACUAGUGCACUCAUUCUGUUCUCAGAAACUGUGA
Messenger RNA from Podarcis muralis (Common wall lizard), 954 nucleotides. Its product is annotated as olfactory receptor 10T2-like. Lineage: Eukaryota; Metazoa; Chordata; Lepidosauria; Squamata; Lacertidae. Gene Ontology annotation, cellular component: membrane. Gene Ontology annotation, biological process: G protein-coupled receptor signaling pathway. Gene Ontology annotation, molecular function: G protein-coupled receptor activity; olfactory receptor activity. The record is from RefSeq and is a predicted model, not a curated record.